Ixodes scapularis (black-legged tick) is the source of this 622-nucleotide messenger RNA. RefSeq lists its product as uncharacterized. The transcript has 3 exons. Gene Ontology annotation, molecular function: RNA binding. Gene Ontology annotation, cellular component: nucleoplasm; mitochondrion; mitochondrial ribosome. The record is from RefSeq and is a predicted model, not a curated record. Gene Ontology annotation, biological process: mitochondrial translation. Bases 173 to 556 code for a protein of 127 amino acids. NCBI's taxonomy places the organism in Eukaryota, Metazoa, Arthropoda, Arachnida, Ixodida, Ixodidae.
GCAGGCAGACUCAGAGCCGAAUCGGCUAGCACCCGGGCCGAAUCCAACAAUCCGAUCGAAGCUGGUCGUCACCACGCUCUCGACGUGCUCAGCCACACUCGACGACGGAGAAAGUCGAACAAUUCUUCCCACAAAGUCAGGUCGGCCGAGCUGGACUAGCGAAUAAUCGGGAAUGCGGUCUACGGACUCCUUACAGGGCAACGGCAGGUGGCCUGCGAAGCCCCCGAUCAAGUUCCGAGAGUUGCUACCGAUGGAACUCAAAGACAAGGUGUCGGGCAAGAAGGGGAAGUCUUCGGACGUCGCAUGUCUGCCGGAGAUGAUGACUCUCUUCGCCUGCCUGUCGGAAAAGAACUACGACUCGAACAACUGCCCGCAAGAGGCGUCGGCCUUCCAAAGCUGCUACGAUCGCCACCUGCUGAAGAACGCCGAAUACCGACAGACCGGAUCUCAGGGCAUCUUGACGCCCGGAUUGAAGCCUUCGCAGCUCACGUCCCAACAAGCCAACACGCUCCUCAGAAAAUACCCCAUCGCCAAGAUGCUGAGGAAAGUUCGUUGAAUCAACCAAGUAGCACCGGCAACCCACGCUCGUUACAUGUAGGAUUAAUAAAUUUAAUUCAUUUUA